CUCGGAUGAUGCAUGACCUGCUGUCCUUUUCCAGCGCCACAUUGUUUGACUGACUGUCCAGCGACUGCAGUCCUCACUUUGAUGUCAAUGUCUGACAGUCACUAAAUCCAUCGGGACCGCAACAAUUUUUAACUGUGAUUUCUGUGAGUGGGAUCAACGCUUUUUGGUUCCUGUUUGAGGACGUUUUCAGCAUCAGUGGGACUGGACGAGAGACCCCCCUGUUGCAGCGCACUGUGCGUGGAGCCUGAAACAGUUAUACGGCCUGGAAAGGGGAUUUCACGGCAGGGAGGGCUCUACACAUAUUUGUGUGCAGCUGAAGCUGUGGCCAUGGAGAAACCUGAGGAAUCCCGCCCGGUGGAGGAACCGUGGAAGUGUGGCGACUGUGGGAAAGGCUUCCGUGUCCCGUCUGCCCUGGAGACUCAUCGGCGUAGUCACACCGGGGAAAGGCCAUUCUCCUGCACCGACUGCGGGAAGGCCUUCAGACAUUCCUCCCACCUGUUGGCCCACCAGCGGAUCCACACGGGGGAGAGGCCCUUCAGCUGUCCAGAGUGCGGGGAGGCCUUCAGCACAUCCUCCCACCUGCUGAGCCACCAGCGGGUCCACACGGGGGAUAGGCCCUUCAGCUGCCCAGAGUGCGGGAAGGCUUUUACCCAGGCCUCCACCCUGCUGAGGCACCAGCGUGUACACACGGGGGAAAGGCCCUUCAGCUGCCCAGAGUGCGGGAAGGCCUUCAGCAAUUCCUCCACCUUGCUGACCCACCAGCAUGUCCACACGGGGGAGAGGCCCUUCAGCUGCCCGAAGUGCGGGAAGGCCUUUCCCCAGGUCUCCACCUUGCUCAGGCACCAGCGUAUCCACACUGGGGAAAGGCCCUACAGCUGCCCUGAGUGUGGGAAGGCCUUCAGCGAUUCCUCCACCCUGCGGAGUCACCGGCGGGUCCACACGGGGGAGAGGCCGUUCACCUGCUCUCAGUGCGGGAAGGGCUUCACCUGCUCCUCCAACCUGCUGACCCACCAGCGCAUCCACACGGGUGAAAGACCAUUCAGCUGCCCCAAGUGUGGGAAGGCCUUCAGCAAUUCCUGCGCCCUGUUGAGUCACCAGCAUGUCCACACCGGGGAGAGGCCGUUCACCUGCUCUCGGUGCGGGAAGGGCUUCACCUGCUCCUCCAACCUGCGGAGACACCAGUGGAUCCACACGGGGGAGAGACCGUUCACCUGCUCUCAGUGCGGGAAGGCCUUUACUCACAUUUCCUCCCUGAUGACCCACCAGCGGAUCCACAUGGGGGAGAGGCCGUUCACCUGCUCUCAGUGCGGGAAGGGCUUCACCUGCUCCUUCAACCUCCAGACCCACCAGCGGGUCCACACCGGGGAGAGGCCCUUUAGCUGCCCAGAGUGCGGGAAGGCCUUUAUCCAGGUCUCCACCCUGCUGAGGCACCAGCGGGUUCACACGGGGGAAAGGCCCUUCAGCUGCCCCGAGUGCGGGAAGGCCUUCAGCAAUUCCUCCACCUUGCUGACCCACCAGCGGGUCCACACGGGCGAGAGGCCAUUCACCUGCUCUCAGUGCGGGAAGGGGUUCACCUGCUCCUCCCACCUGCUGACCCACCGGCGGGUCCACACGGGGGAGAGGCCCUUCAGCUGCCCCGAGUGUGGGAAGGCCUUCAGCACAUCCUCCAACCUGCGGAGCCACCAGCGGGUCCACACGGGGGAGAGGCCCUUUAGCUGCCCCGAGUGCGGGAAGGCCUUUACCCAGGUCUCCACCCUGCUGAGGCACCAGCGGAUCCACACAGAAGAGAGGCCGUUCACCUGCUCUCAGUGCGGGAAGGGCUUCACCUACUCCUGCAACCUGCGGAAGCACCAGCGAGUUCACGUGCCAUCGCAGGGGGAUUGAAAGAGUGACGGCUGAGUGCCAUUAUCGAUUGGACUAUC
This is a messenger RNA of Chiloscyllium plagiosum (whitespotted bambooshark), 1922 nucleotides long. NCBI's taxonomy places the organism in Eukaryota, Metazoa, Chordata, Chondrichthyes, Orectolobiformes, Hemiscylliidae. The record is from RefSeq and is a predicted model, not a curated record.